Messenger RNA from Rhipicephalus microplus (southern cattle tick), 1077 nucleotides. Its product is annotated as cell adhesion molecule Dscam1. The record is from RefSeq and is a predicted model, not a curated record. Gene Ontology annotation, cellular component: synapse. Gene Ontology annotation, biological process: homophilic cell-cell adhesion; synapse assembly. Gene Ontology annotation, molecular function: protein binding. NCBI's taxonomy places the organism in Eukaryota, Metazoa, Arthropoda, Arachnida, Ixodida, Ixodidae.
AUAUCACUUUUAUUCGACAUGUGGCGCCCCUUGUCCGUAAGCCAAGGGUCGGAUAAAGUCACCUAGCGUCGACCACGAGCACUAAUACGAGACUGACCAUGGCUGUGAAAACAAGACACGCGUAGCAAGCGACUUCGUUACUUCAUUUUCUUUUUCGGCGAAGGCAACAUGAAAGCCAAAGCGUAUAUGUAAGCACGCCACUUCAUUAAUCAGCUUUUCAAGAAAGGCAACAUGAAGGCCACAAAAUGCUCAAACGUGAGAGCGGUUCUGCUACCAUCAACAACGUUUCUGGCACUCUGCAUUUUCCUGCACGUAGGCGUACGUUUCUCCGACUGUUCGACCCCACCAACGAUAAAGCCGUUCUCCUUCGCAAAAGUAGCCAGCAAAGGCGACAAAAUCAGCAUCAUAUGCUUGGUAACUGAGGGUACGCCACCCUUUUCUUUCUCGUGGUCGAAAGACGGCAAAGAAAUACAGACGACGGAAAACGUGAAGGUGAAGACGGAGUCAGAUUACUCCCUGACGAUAAUCAGCUCCAUCGACGAGAGAAGCGCCGGUAACUACACCUGCAUCGUGAAGAACAUAUUCGGCUUUGACACCCACUCGGCCUACCUUGACGUCGAAGCUCCGCCCGUUUUCAAGAAAACAACGACCGACACAAACGUCGUUCAAGGCGGCAGCGUGGUCCUCAGCUGCCAAGCGACCGGGUCGCCAAAACCGACUGUGAAGUGGUCAAUGCCAUCAGGUGCUGCAGACGAGGAAGUCCUUUCUGCUGCUUCCGACUCCCGAAUACGGGUGUUCUCCAACGGCACGCUGCUCAUUGACAAAGUCACCACCGAGGAAGCUGGAAAGUACACGUGCAGAGCCCAGAACGGCAUCGGAUCAGUCAGCCACUCGCUGUACCUACACGUCCGGGGUAUGAACUUGAAACAUCGCGAACUCAGGAGCAAAUACCAUUUUCGCAAAUUCAACUGUACGUGGAACCGACCGGAGAAUCAUCUCGAUGACACUGUCUCACAUCCGGGAAGAAUUCCGCGUUUGGAAACUGAACAAACCAUAAAAAAUGCAUAUCGCGCCUAA